CAGACCCCGCCGCCGCGCUCCGGGCCCGGCUCCCACGCCCCCGCCGCCCCGCGCACCCAACUCCGCCGGCCGCCCCGCCCCGCCCAGCGCGCUCGCAGACCCCCGGGGCGGCUGCCGGGAGAGAUGCUGCAAGAAACUUCUUAAAUGACCGCGUCCGGCUGGCCGUGGAGCGCUUCUGGGUUGGGGAGAGGAAAGGAAAGUGGAAAAAAACUGAGAACUUCCUGAUCUCUCUCGCUGUGAGACAUGUCUGAGACUCCUGCUCAGUGUAGCAUUAAGCAGGAACGAAUUUCAUAUACACCUCCCGAGAGCCCGGUGCCGAGUUACACUUCCUCGACUCCACUUCAUGUUCCAGUGCCCCGAGCGCUCAGGAUGGAGGACGACUCGAUCCGCCUGCCUGCGCACCUGCGCUUGCAGCCAGUUUACUGGAGCAGGGAUGACGUAGCCCAGUGGCUCAAGUGGGCUGAAAAUGAGUUUUCUUUAAGACCAAUUGACAGCAACACGUUUGAAAUGAAUGGCAAAGCUCUCCUGCUGCUGACCAAAGAGGACUUUCGCUAUCGAUCUCCUCAUUCAGGUGAUGUGCUCUAUGAACUCCUUCAGCAUAUUCUGAAGCAGAGAAAACCUCGCAUUCUUUUCUCACCAUUCUUCCAUCCUGGAAACUCUAUACACACACAACCAGAAGUCAUCCUGCAUCAAAACCACGAAGAAGAUAAUUGUGUCCAGAGGACCCCACGGCCCCCAGUGGAGAACGUGCACCACAACCCCCCCACCAUUGAACUGUUGCACCGGUCUAGAUCACCUGUCACAGCCAAUCACCGGCCCUCUCCCGAUCCCGAGCAGCGGCCCCUCCGGUCCCCCCUGGACAACAUGAUCCGCCGCCUCUCCCCGGCCGAGAGGGCCCAGGGGCCGAGGCUCCACCAGGAGAACAACCACCAGGAGUCCUACCCGCUGUCAGUGUCUCCCAUGGAGAAUAACCACUGCCCGCCGUCCUCCGAGCCCCACCAGAAGCCGUCGAGCCCCCGGCAGGAGAGCACCCGCGUGAUCCAGCUGAUGCCCAGUCCCAUCAUGCACCCCUUGAUCCUGAACCCCCGGCACUCCGUGGAUUUCAAACAGUCCAGGCUCUCCGAGGACGGGCUGCAUAGGGAAGGGAAGCCCAUCAACCUCUCGCAUCGGGAAGACCUGGCCUACAUGAACCACAUCAUGGUGUCCGUCUCCCCGCCCGAGGAGCACGCCAUGCCCAUUGGGAGAAUAGCAGACUGUAGACUGCUUUGGGAUUACGUCUAUCAGUUGCUUUCUGACAGCCGGUACGAAAACUUCAUCCGAUGGGAGGACAAAGAAUCCAAAAUAUUCCGGAUAGUGGAUCCCAAUGGACUGGCUCGACUAUGGGGAAACCAUAAGAACAGAACAAACAUGACCUAUGAGAAAAUGUCCCGAGCCCUGCGCCACUACUACAAACUAAACAUUAUCAGGAAGGAGCCAGGACAAAGGCUUUUGUUCAGGUUUAUGAAAACCCCUGAUGAAAUCAUGAGUGGCCGAACGGACCGUCUGGAGCACCUUGAGUCCCAGGAGCUGGAUGAACAAAUAUACCAAGAAGAUGAGUGCUGAGGGAACCAAGCCACGGCCUCAGCGGGGGGCCGGCAGCCGGGGGUCCCCUGCCCAUGAGGGCCCUGGAGGCGUGGCAAGCAGGCGGGCUGAGAGCUGAACCGGAAGAGACCCGGGAGUGGGAAUGACACUUGUCUCGCAUAGCGGGAGGGUCCCCAGAGCACCUUAGACAAACCACCCAGCGAAAGCAGGGCUGGCAUUCUGGCCGAGGGCACGAGCCUGGGACUCCUGGUUCUGUUUUCUCCUCAUGUGGAACCUCUCCAUCUGUAAUUCCUCACCCUCACCCGUCCACCUAUUGUUAAUUUCAUGGUGUUUUCGGUUUUUUU
This is a messenger RNA of Lontra canadensis (Northern American river otter), 1925 nucleotides long. RefSeq names its product ETS variant transcription factor 6 (gene ETV6). Gene Ontology annotation, molecular function: DNA-binding transcription factor activity, RNA polymerase II-specific; sequence-specific DNA binding. The record is from RefSeq and is a predicted model, not a curated record. The coding region runs from base 244 to 1602 and encodes 452 amino acids. Lineage: Eukaryota; Metazoa; Chordata; Mammalia; Carnivora; Mustelidae. Gene Ontology annotation, biological process: regulation of transcription by RNA polymerase II; cell differentiation. The transcript has 8 exons. Gene Ontology annotation, cellular component: nucleus.